UAUCUUGUCUCCCUUUCUUUAUAUACCAUCCCUAUGUAUAUGCCUCUUUAUUUUAAAUUCGCAGGAUUUUUAAUUUACUUGUACUAAACAUCAUUGUACUUUUCCCUAGCGACUGUGAAGCGUGCCGGUGAUAAUAUUCUUGGGGUCCGUACCCAAUGCAUUGUGGCUGGGACCCUGAGAAAGACAGAUCCCUCUACACUCACAAACGUGUGUUUGAAGAUCAAUGCAAAGCUUGGUGGAACCAACAGCACCAUAUCCAAGUAAACAGCUGCUUACAAACUGUAUAAGAUGCGUGUGAUUCACAGCCCUAUAGCUCUGUUGUUGUUUACUACCAUAAUAUGUAACCAUACUGCCAUUUUUGUUCAGACUGUGUCCAAUAUACUGUGCGCGGGCAUUGAGUGUGGGGAAAACCUUUGAUAGUAUCGGUUCAUAGAAAAUCUUUUGCAUUUAUGCACGGAAUUGACAGGUGUGAGUUGUGUUAAUGCUCAUACUUUCAGGCCCCAUACCAAGGUAUAGGAGCAGUAAUCCAAUAAACCAAAGACUGAGGAUUUUCAUUAACACUAGCCAUGCUGAAUAAUGCCUGGUCCAAAGGUGUUAAAUUUAGUUGACUCCUACAGCAUCAGUGUGAGUGUGUUGGUAAAUUUAGAUCAUCAAUACUGGGAAGAGAGAAAAAGCCAGUGAUAGUGAUGGGAGCUGAUGUAACUCACCCAGCUCCUGGAAGCAGCAAACCCUCCAUUGCAGCAUUGGUGGCAAGCAUGGAUGUUCAUGCUACGCUAUACAGAGCAGAUACAAGGAUUCAAAAGUCCAGACAGGAAAUCAUCACUGAUAUGAAGGUAAUGGCGAAAGACAUGUUGGAAGCCUUCUGGCGCAACAAUAAUGGAGCCAAACCAGAGCACAUACUGUUCUACCGUGAUGGAGUUAGUGAGGGGCAGUUUCAACAAGUCCUAGAGAAGGAGUUAAAACAGCUACAGGAGGCCUGUGAAGCUAUGGAACAUGACUACCGUCCACCCAUUACAUUUGUUGUUGUACAAAAGAGACAUCACGCCCGAUUGUUUCCUGUCGAUUAUGGAGAUAAGUGUGGAAAGAGUGGCAAUGUUCCAGCUGGGACCACAGUUGACAGUGGUAUAACUCAUCCAACAGACCAUGACUUCUACCUUGUCUCCCAUGCUGGAAUUCAGGGAACCAGCAAGCCAUGUCACUACUACGUUCUUCAUGAUGACAAGGGCUAUUCAGCGGAUGAACUACAGGACAUCACAUUCCAACUGUGCCACUUGUUUCCUCGUUGUAAUCGCAGUGUUUCCUACCCUGCCCCAGCUUAUUGUGCCCAUCUGGCUGCCUUUAGAGCUCGCUACCACCUGCAGGCCCUGGAAGAGAGUGGAGACUGUGCCAGUAGUGUGUGCAGUGGAGGCAGCGAGCAGUUGUCUGAAACUGACAUGGCUGAUGCUAUCAAGAUAAAAGAGGAGAUACAGAAGACUGGAAUGUACUUUGCUUAGCACUUUGUGGACAUUCUAAUCAUUUGCUUUUGUGUGAUGUAUUGGUGUUUCAAGUUUGUUUACUCACAUUACAUAAUAUAAAAUUCGUAAACUUCUAUUGUACUCAAGGGCAAGUCUUGCCUAUUGCAACUGC
Messenger RNA from Geodia barretti, 1626 nucleotides. Lineage: Eukaryota; Metazoa; Porifera; Demospongiae; Tetractinellida; Geodiidae. The record is from the annotation of a GenBank genome assembly.